AUGCGUAUACGAAUUAGUAGUCCGAAUGCUAAUCACAACAACUGGCGUUGCGGUCAUUUUGAACCAAUGGAGUCCUGUAAUUUGGAGUACUUGAAUGUACAUGCUAGUACGCACGAAUUUGAAGAUUAUCUUGAACGAUUCGAGAUUUGGUGUAUUACGAGAAAAAGACUCGAUGGAGAACGCAAAACGGCUAAUAUCCUAACGGUCAUCGGAAAAGAUGCAUACUCAUUGUUGAAGAAUUUGGUAUUUCCUGAUGCUCCUAUAUCGUUGUCGUGUGAAUCCGUGAAAAGCUUGCUGCUGAAGCAUCUACAGCCGGCUAAUUUCGAAGCCGCUGAACGAGCCAAAUUGCACUUACUCACAUGUGGUGGAAGCCAAUCUGUACGUUAUUUUAUUCUUCAGCUUCAGACUCAAGCAUCUCGUUGCAAUUUCGGAGAUCAGUUGCAAAUCCAGCUACGUGAUCGAUUGAUUGCUGGUAUUAAUUGCCCGGAGUUGCAACAAAAGCUCCUGCUUAUGCACGAUUACACAUUUCAGUUGGCCAAGGCAGUCUGUGAACAGUACUGGGCGAACGUUAAGGAUGCAUGA
This is a messenger RNA of Echinostoma caproni, 582 nucleotides long. Lineage: Eukaryota; Metazoa; Platyhelminthes; Trematoda; Plagiorchiida; Echinostomatidae. The record is from the annotation of a GenBank genome assembly.